AUGUUCAUCGCUGAAAUGGUUUCUUUAUGGAUAUUUCUAUUCAUUAUUAAAAAAACCUCAGGUAUUGUUUCUUAUAAUCAACCAAGAAUCGAUUCAAAUUCAUCAUGGAAUCCAAAUGGAAUGACAAUUCUCUCAAAUAUAUCCUACUUGAAUGAUAUUUUUAUCGAUAUAAAUAAUACAAUCUUCAUUCCAAAUUAUGAUGAUAAACAAAUUCUUCUCAUUGACCAACAAAAUUUUUCAUCAACACUAAAUCUUUCUCUUUCUUUAUUUAAUUCAUCAACAAUAUUUGUACGAAGUAUAGAUGAAAUCUAUAUUGAUGCAUAUUAUACAAUAGGUGGAAUUACUGAAAUCAAAUCAAAUUUAACAAUUGAACAAAUAUCACGAAUGAUUUUAUGCCAACAAUGUUUGGAUUUAUUUGUUACCGAAAAUAAUAUUCUUUAUUGUUCAUUUAAUCAACAUCAUGAAAUUCUUUCUCAAUCAUUAACUAAUGAUUGGAGUCCUUUGAUGACUGUGGCUGGAACAGGUAGUGAAGGUUCAACAUCAACAACACUUCGAUUUCCUUACGGAAUAUUUAUUGAUGAAAAUACAAAUCAAGAUUUAUUUGUUGCUGAUUGUGGAAAUAAUCGAAUUCAAUUAUUCCCAUUUGAAAAAUUAACUGCGACAACGAUAGUUGGAAGUGGAUCAAUGAAUAUAACAAUUGAUCUCAAUUGUCCUACUGGCAUUAUAUUAGAUUUUGAUAAAUAUUUAUUUAUUGUUGAUUCAUUUAAUCAUCGCAUCAUUGGUGAAAAUCAAUAUGGAUUUAAAUGUUUAGUUGGUUGUUCAAAUUCAUCAGGUUCAGCAUCAAAUCAAUUAUAUUAUCCUUGGAGUGUUAAUUUCGAUUCAUAUGGAAAUUUAUUUGUUAGUGAUCGAAAGAAUCAAAGAAUACAAAAAUUUGAAUUGAUCAUUUAUUCACGUGUGUGGAUAAACAUCGCAAGUAUGAAUGUUCCACGAAAUGAACAUAUAGCAUCAUUGUUAGUAAAUGGAAAAGUUUUAGUUAGUAGUGGGCAAAAUUCUGGCGGUUAUAUCAACAGUGCUGAAUUAUAUGAUUCAUCAGCUGAUAAUUGGACAAUGACGGGAAAUAUGAGCACGGGUCGAGGUGGAUAUACAGCAUCUGUUCUAUUCAAUGGAAAAGUCUUAGUUAGUGGUGGAUAUAAUGGUGGUAUCCUCAAAAGUGCUGAACUGUAUGAUCCAACAACUAAUCAUUGGACAUUAACAGGAUAUAUGAAUAACGGACGAUACGGACAUACAUCAUCAGUACUGUUAAAUGGAACAAUUUUGGUUACCGGUGGUAAUAAUGCUAUGACUAAUGUUGAAUUAUACGAUCCAUCAACAGGCAGUUGGACAUCGACAGGAAAUAUGAAUGUUGCACGAACUCGACAUGGUGCAUUGGUAUUAUCUAAUGGGAAAGUAUUAGUUACUGGUGGUUCUUCGAACAAAGCUGCAGAAUUGUAUGAUCCAGCAACAGGUAUUUGUACAAUAACAGGAAGUAUGAAUGUUGUACGAUCUUUUUUUACGAUGUCUAAAUUAUCAAAUGGCAAAAUAUUAGUCGCUGGUGGAGAUAAUAAUAAUGUCGGUGUAACUGCUGAACUGUACGAUCCAUUGACUGGUAAUUGGACAAUGAUAGGAAAUAUGAGUGUCGCACGACAAUAUCAUACAGCAUCGAUAUUAUCAAAUGGAAAAGUAUUAAUUAGUGGUGGUUCUUCUUCUAGUACAACUACUGAAGUGUAUGAUCCAUUAACAGAUAGUUGGAUAAUAGGAGCAAACAUGAAUGUUGUUCGAAAGUCUCCUGCAUCAGUUGUAUUAUCGAAUGGAAAAGUACUCGUUACUGCUGGCAGUCCUUCUCUCUCAAGUGCUGAAUUGUAUUGA
Adineta ricciae is the source of this 1905-nucleotide messenger RNA. The record is from the annotation of a GenBank genome assembly. NCBI's taxonomy places the organism in Eukaryota, Metazoa, Rotifera, Eurotatoria, Adinetida, Adinetidae.